This is a messenger RNA of Raphanus sativus (radish), 2166 nucleotides long. Its product is annotated as protein trichome birefringence-like 16. NCBI's taxonomy places the organism in Eukaryota, Viridiplantae, Streptophyta, Magnoliopsida, Brassicales, Brassicaceae. Gene Ontology annotation, molecular function: acetyltransferase activity. Gene Ontology annotation, cellular component: Golgi apparatus. The transcript is spliced from 7 exons. The record is from RefSeq and is a predicted model, not a curated record. Gene Ontology annotation, biological process: xyloglucan metabolic process; xylan biosynthetic process; plant-type secondary cell wall biogenesis. Bases 239 to 1948 code for a protein of 569 amino acids.
CUCUGAACACGCCUCUCUCUCUCUCUCUCUCUCUCUUGACGGCGUCUCCGGUUCAGUAAUCACCGACAUCAAGCGAGAGCCAAACACAGUGUGUUUUUUUUCUUUUUCAAUACGAUCUGUGAUCUCAGAGAUUCCCAGGCAAUUACUCUUUAAUGAGUCUAACUAUUCUGAAAGGAUCACACUGAACAUCGAGAUUCCUGGACAUGUGUGUUGGCUUGAUCUAGUGUGAACGAGAAGCAUGACCCUCCAUAGAUAUAGGAUGAAAAGAGGAGCGCUUAGACGGAGGGCUAAAGAUAUCUCUCUUGUGCUUAUUGUACUUGUUUGUGCAACCCUAGUUUUAUGGUCAUGGGAUACAACUCCAACCUCUUCCUUUCUUCCACCCGAAAGUCACUUCCUAAAGCUGGAACCAGAAGAAAAGUCUGAGAGAAUACCUACCGUACCGAACACUGAAACUAAGGAUAGCUACUCAUCAGCUACUCCCUUUGUAAACAAAGAGCAAAGUAAAGAGGAUCCAACUGAUAAUAAGGAUACCGAAGAAGAAGAAGAGAAACAAGUGGAAGAAGUUACUGACAGUGAGACGAACCAAGGGAAGGCAUCAACUAUUGAAAAAGAAGAGAAACAAGUGGAAGAAGUUACUGACAGUGAGACAGAUCAAGGGAAGGCAUCAAAUAUUGAGGGAGAACAAGUGGAACGUGAAGUUAGUGUAAGUGAGCCAAAAUUUCAGAAGACACCAACUAGUGAAGAAAAUAAAAUAGAACAAGAGGUUACUGCUGGUGAGGCCGAUGCAAAGACAACACAUAUUAAAAAGACUAAUUCAGAUCCAGAGAAGAAAACUCUUACAACAGACCAAGAGAGGAUUGAACAGGUGGUAGCCAAGAAAGAUGAUGAUGAUAGUAGUUCAACAGCUCGCAUAUCUAACCAAGCUUGCAAUUACGCUAAAGGGAAAUGGGUUGUGGACAAACACCGUCCUUUAUAUUCAGGAUCUCGUUGCAAACAGUGGCUUGCUUCGAUGUGGGCGUGCAGGUUGAUGCAACGUACAGACUUUGCCUUUGAAAGGUUAAGAUGGCAACCUAAAGAUUGCUCUAUGGAAGAUUUUGAGGGUUCCAAGUUUUUGAGAAGGAUGCAGGACAAGACCCUAGCCUUUGUCGGAGACUCAUUGGGAAGACAGCAGUUUCAGUCAAUGAUGUGUAUGAUCACAGGAGGCAAAGAGAGGCGCGACGUCCUUGACGUGGGACCAGAGUUUGGGUUCAUAACUCCCCAAGGUGGAGCUCGUCCUGGUGGCUGGGCUUACAGAUUCCCUGAAACCAACACAACGGUCCUAUACCACUGGUCAUCUACACUCUGCGACAUAGAACCGAUCAACACCUUGGACCCUUUAACCGAACACGCUAUGCAUCUCGAUCGACCACCAGCUUUCCUACGCAACUACCUUCACAAGAUCAACGUGCUGGUGAUGAACACAGGCCACCACUGGAACCGUGGGAAGCUCAACGGCAACAGAUGGGUGAUGCAUCUAAACGGCGUCCCCAACACUAACAGGAAGCUAGCCGCUCUUGGGAACGCCAAGAACUUCACGAUCCACAGCACGGUUAGUUGGGUCAGCUCUCAGCUUCCUAACCAUCCUGGUCUCAAGGCGUUCUACAGAAGCCUUUCCCCGAGACAUUUUGUUGGAGGGGAGUGGAACACUGGAGGGAGCUGCAACAACACCACGCCGAUGUCUAUAGGGAAAGAGGUUUUGCAAGAGGAGUCUAGCGAUUACAGCGCGGGUCAUGCGGUGAAAGGCACAGGGGUUAAGCUUUUGGACAUAACGGCCUUGUCUCAUAUUAGAGACGAAGGUCAUAUAUCACGGUUUAGUAUCUCGGCUUCGAAAGGAGUUCAGGAUUGUCUCCAUUGGUGCUUGCCUGGUGUUCCUGAUACGUGGAAUGAAAUCCUUUUCGCUAUGAUAUAAAAAAAGAUUUGCCUCUCUCCUCUUGCUCCAUUGAGCCAUAGCCAGCUUUUUGAUAGUUUUAGUAUUUUAUUCUGGUACAGAAGCAAAACUCAUUGUAGUAAAGCGUUAACGCUGUAACCCAUACCCCUGGCUUGGUUCGGACCAUAUAUUUACAAAAGAGAAUCUAACUCAAACUUUUGUCUUUUGAGCCGAUUAAUAGAAAUUUUUAUGUUUAAAGA